GGUGGGCCGGCGCACGGCAGUCGGCGCCAAGAGUCUCGCGUGCGCUCUCGUACCGCGCCGUGACUGCGACCGCUCCGAGCGCGACUGUAAACUUAUUGUAACAAACAGUGCUUGCUGCGGGUCUGCUAGUGGAGUGUGUGAUGUGAGUGAGUGCCGCACGGCGCGACUGUGACAGGAUAGAUGUAUCGGUGUGGACAGAGCCAGCGCCCGCACCCCGCAACCCCCGCCGCCUCACCCCCUGCUGCCUAGGCGCUCACAAAUACGUUUUUUACAACGCGCUAAUAGCUUGGACAACAUCACGUUGAGCUCCUAGUUAACAUGCUCGCUGCGAACGCGAGCGCAACGAUCGUGCCGAGCGUGACGAGCGCAGCGUAUGCGGCGGCGAGAGCGGCGAGCGGAGCGGUGGCGGGGGACGCGACAUGAAUGCCACCGCGGAGGAGGAGAGCGGCUGCGCCUCCGACCUGGACGUGCAGCCGAUCGACACGCUGGUGCGCUUCGUGGUGCACGGCGUGCUGCUGAACGCCAUCGGCGCGGGCGGACUGCUCGGCAACGCGCUCUCCGUGCUCGUGCUUUCGCGGCCGCAGAUGCGCUCCUCCGUCAACUGCCUGUUGGUGGGGCUGGCGGCCUGCGACACCGUGCUCAUCCUUACCUCCGUGCUGCUGUUCGGUCUCACCGCCAUCUACCCGUACACCGGCCGUCUGCGCUACUACUAUUACCAUAUCAGUCCGCACAUAACGCCCUAUGCUUACCCGAUCGCGAACGCCGCUCAAACCAUGUCAGUGUAUCUAACUCUCAUCGUGACGAUAGAACGAUGGGUCGCCGUCUGCCACCCGUUCAGAGCAAAAGCGCUGUGCACAUCAUCACGUGCGCGCUGGUACGUGCUCGGCACGGCGGCCUUCGCCCUCAUUUAUAAUGCUCCAAAAUUUUUCGAGGCUGAGGUAUACCCUAGCAUCGAUGACGGAGAAAUAAUAUACUGUGUAAGGUCUGACAUUGACUUCCGCACCGCGUCAUACGUCGCCAUCUAUAUCCACUGGAUGUAUUUGAUCGUGAUGUACAUAGUGCCGUUCUCCGCGCUCGCAGUACUGAACGCGUGCAUCGUGCUGCAGGUGCGGCGCGCACAAGCAGAGCGUGCGCGACUGUCGCGCGUGCAGCGUCGGGAGAUCUCGCUCGCCACCAUGCUGCUCGUCGUCGUACUCGUGUUCUUCCUUUGUAACCUACUGCCUCUCGUUACGAACUCUUUCGAGGUAUUCUUUGAGAAUGCUCUGGCGGAUUUCGACCCACUCGUGAAGACCACAAAUCUGAUGGUCACGAUUAACAGUAGUGUUAACUUUGUUAUUUAUGUCAUUUUCGGAGAGAAAUUCCAACGGGUAUUUUUAAAAAUGUUUUGCGCCGGCAAGAUUCGUCGCCGGGACUCGCCGGAGCACACGCGUGACGAUUCAUUCGCCUCUUGCGGAGAGCGCGUUUCCCUGCGAAUGACGCGCAACGGAACGCUGAGGCGUUCGGAGGCGCGUGGAUCGCGCGGGGCGGCGGGGGGCGCGGGCAGCGGUCGGCCGCGGCGUGCCGCGUCCCCCGCCCCCACCGUGUACUACCCUGCGCCGCUCACAGACCUCACCUCGGCCUCUAUCACCUCGGACGCACCUCCGAACAGUACCCGCUGGAAUGGACAUUCUCGAGUACAAUUUUAGUGAAAUUUAAUAUAAGACAUUUGAAAAAGUGAGAUCAACUAACGAUUCAAUAUUUAAACAAUUAAUUUAUAUGAAUGUAAAAAUAGUGUAAACUUUCGGUUUAAGAUGAAUACCUACCUAAAUAGUAUAAAAUCAGUGCUGUGACAGUGUUUCUCGUAUUUCAGAUCCUAUAAAAAUUACUAUAAGAAUAUUCCAAAACGAAAUAACGCACGGUUUUGGCCGUGAGUGAUGUUUCUCAUUCAAUAAAAAAUGUUUAUCUGUA
This is a messenger RNA of Plodia interpunctella (Indianmeal moth), 1947 nucleotides long. RefSeq names its product FMRFamide Receptor (gene FMRFaR). Gene Ontology annotation, cellular component: membrane. Gene Ontology annotation, biological process: G protein-coupled receptor signaling pathway. The transcript is spliced from 3 exons. Bases 420 to 1685 code for a protein of 421 amino acids. NCBI's taxonomy places the organism in Eukaryota, Metazoa, Arthropoda, Insecta, Lepidoptera, Pyralidae. The record is from RefSeq and is a predicted model, not a curated record. Gene Ontology annotation, molecular function: G protein-coupled receptor activity.